AACCUCUUUUUGCUCUGGGAAAGUGACGUAUCUCAGAGAUCCGAACUAAGAUAUCUUUUCCAACUUUUCAAUUGAAGAGAGCAAAUGAUGUGCUGGACAUGCCAAUAAUUGAGUGAGUGACAUGUUGCUGACUUGCAUCGAUUUGACCGUGGACGACCGAGUGUGGACCCCACCGUUAGGUUGAGGCUCAAGACCAAUGAGAACCAUCCCUGUCAAUCCAUCUCCACUAAAAAGUUCUGCGUUUGACGGACGCAAGAACAUUUUUCGUAGUCGUCAAAGUGCGGCAAGAGAUCACGCCCCAUCCAACGCCCGACUCUCACCACCGAAUUCGACUUUCGUCCAACCCUUCCACCCUACAGUUGGACCCCAGAUCUGUGCGGUCAAAUCAGUCGCUCACUAUGGCGAAGAAGAGAAAGGCCUCUGGCCAAAAUGAGCGCACCGGCCCCAAGGACUUCGACCCCGCCGAUGCCCGUCUGGGCCCCAUCACCAGCUACGAAGAUGUCGCCGAUUCAGAAGACGAAUACUUCCUGAACCGCGACAAGAUCAUGUUCGACGAGGGUCCCAAGUCCAAAAGGAGGAGGAAAGCCGACGAGGAGGACAAAUUCCUGGAACACUCGGACGAGGAAAUCCUGGAUCUCGAUGACGGCGACGAUUCCGACGAGGAGACCAAGAAGCCCGCCCGGAAAUCCAAGAAGGGUAAGGCUGCUGCCGCCGAGGAGGAGGAGGAGGGUGAGGAAGGGGGCGAAGGCGCGGAGGACGAGAACGAUCCGAACUGGUGGGGUUCCUCGAAGAAGGAGUACUACAAUGCCGACCAAAUCGAGACCGAGGCCGAUGCGCUCGAGGAGGAGGCCGAGGCCAAGCGCCUGCAGCAGAAGAAGUUGGCCAAGAUGUCCGAGGAGGAUUUCCUCUUCGACGAGGGCGAAUGGCUGGCAGCCGCCGAGGAGGAUGAAGAGGACCAGGACGUUGUCACAGAGGUUCUCAAGGACGUUGAGAUCACUGACGACAUGGGUCCCGAACAGCGCACAAAGAUCCUCCAGAGCAGAUACCCCGAGUUUGAGCACCUGGUGAACGAGUUCCAGACCCUGCAACCGCAAUUGGCCAUCCUGCAGAAAGACGCCCACGGCAAGUCGAGUCAAUCGCUCGAGGCCGUGAAGUACUGGAUCCUCGGCUGCUACGUCGCCGCACUAGCAAGUUACUUCGCUAUCCUCACAUCACCGGCACGCGACGGGUCAACAGCCCAAAAGACGCUCGACCCCGCCGAACUCCGCGACCACGACGUCAUGGAGACGCUGCUAGAGUGUCGCGACGCGUGGCAACAGGUCAAGAACGCCGCGCUGGUACGGCCCGACGACUCCAUGGAGAUCAGGAGACAGCGGAGACUUGAGAAGGCGGCCAAGUCCAAGAACAAGCAGGCGCAGAAGAAGGCCGCCGCCAUCGAGGAGUCGCUCGCCGAUCUCAACGACCUGCUCAAGCAGUCCAAGAAGAGCAGCAAGAAGACCAAGAAGGCUGCCAAGGCUACGGAGGAGGGCGAUAACUCCGACUUUGGCGAGGAGGAGGUCCUCGACGCCCGGACGGCCGCAGACAAGGCUGCCCGCAAGAAGAGUCUGCGCUUCUACACCUCGCAAAUCGUCCAAAAGGCCAACAAGCGCGCCGACGCCGGCGCCGCGGCUGGUGGCGACGCGGAUAUCCCCUACCGCGAGCGUCUCCGCGACCGCCAGGCCCGCCUCAACCGCGAAGCCGAGUCCCGCGGCCAGAAGUUUGGUGCCGACCUCGGCGACGGCGACAGCGACGACGACAACGAGGGCAAGACGGCGGCGGCGCUGCGCGAGGAAGGAGACGACGAGUACUACGACAUGGUGGCCGCCUCCUCCAAGAAGAAGAAGGCUGACAAGGCGGCCUACAGCGCGGCGCUGGCGGCGGCCAGCAAGGCGGACCGCAUUGUGGAGCAGGAGAUUGUCGGGGAGGACGGCAAGCGCAAGAUCACGUACGCGAUCGAAAAGAACAAGGGCCUGACGCCGAAGCGCAAGAAGGAGAACCGCAACCCGCGCGUCAAGAAGAGGAUGAAGUACGAGGAGAAGCAGAAGAAGUUGAGGAGCAUGAAGGCCGUGUACAAGGGAGGCGAGCCCAAGGGCGGCUACGGUGGUGAGAUGUCUGGUAUUACGACAGGCAUUGUCAGAGCGAGAAAAUUGUAGAGUUACGUUGUCGUCGGUGCUCUCACGUAAUACAAUUGGAUUUCCAAAGUUUUCAAAAUCGAAGCGCUUGUCUCACGAUGUGCUGUGAUGUACACAGAGUACCUAUUUGCAUCGAUAUGUGGUCGGGAGUGGUUCAAUGUGAGGGAGGGAGACUAGCUAGCACUGUAAGUAAGAUUGGUUUGUUAGCUGGGGUAAAUUGCAGGGUCCCAAAGCUCGAGAAAGCUAGCCCCACCAAAUUCCAUUCCAUCUGGCCAGAACAGCUUCGACAUCCAAGCUCCAGCUUC
Molecule: messenger RNA, 2476 nt
Organism: Colletotrichum acutatum
Lineage: Eukaryota; Fungi; Ascomycota; Sordariomycetes; Glomerellales; Glomerellaceae
Product: Sas10/Utp3 family protein
Exons: 2
Coding region: 399-2192 (597 amino acids)
Biological process (GO): maturation of SSU-rRNA from tricistronic rRNA transcript (SSU-rRNA, 5.8S rRNA, LSU-rRNA)
Cellular component (GO): small-subunit processome; nucleolus
Source: RefSeq, a predicted model, not a curated record